AUGUCAAAUCCUAUUAAAAAACACACCUCAUCUCCAAAACUCCUAAAGCUAAUCUCUGUUUCCUUCAAGGAAGCUGCUCUAGAUUCUCCAUCUUUUAGAGCUUCGGUUAACCAUUUUAACCAGCAAAUUGACCAAGUAGACCAUUGGUUUGAUGCUUUGGUCAAAUAUAUCAAAAAAUACUCUCAAAUAUAUUUGGACUUUUACAACUACUCCUCAACUCUAAUAACUUUUCUCGACCCAAGCUUUAUAACAAAUGGUUUAGUAGACCAAGAUUACACUAUCAAUUCCUUUAAAUUAACUAAAGAAGGGCUAAACAAAAUCUGGUUAAGCUGUUUAAAUGUCUUGAAUGUUAAUUCAAUCUUUCCCAUAGAUUUAAUCUUCGAAUUUAAUAAAAACGAAUUGGUGUCCUACAGAGAAAUUAGGAAAAAUUUUGAAUUAAUUCAGUCUAAAUACGAUUUAUAUUUAUCAAGAUAUGCUUCUCAAUCAAAGACAAAAGAUCCCCAGGUAUUGAUGGAAGAUGCUUUCCAACUAUGUGAAGUUAAAAAAAGUUACCUAAGAGCCUCUUUAGAAUUAUCAAUCUCCAUAACCAACAUCAGAUCCUCUUUGGAUAAAUUAAUCGUUAAUUUAACCUCGAAAUUUUGGCUAAAAAUAUUCUCAAUGAAAAAUAUUAAUUUCCUAGUUGACGAUGAUUCUGAAUUUAUUCAUUAUCAAUUUAAAAGAUUGCAGGCUUGGUCGACUUCAAUCGAUAACUCAAAUAAAUUGUUGUAUAAUGAUAUGAUCAUUUCAAGCAAAGAAAUCGAAGACAAAGCAAUUCUUCAAUUCUCUCCCUCAAAGGAACUACAAGACCAUGAUCCCUCAUUACUAACUCCUCAAAAUCUUACUGACAACCUUAGAGAACCAAUUUAUGAAAAGCAUGGCUGGAUCUUCAUGAAAUCCCUUGUAGGUAAGCCUUCAAGACAGAUUUGGAUUAGAAAAUGGGGUUUCAUCAAAAAUGGUAUCUUUGGCUUACUAUCUUUAUCUCCAUCUAAAAAUUUUGUUCAAGAGACUGAUAAAAUAGGUGUCUUAUUAUGUACUGUAAGGUUUUGCACCGAAGAAGAUAGAAGAUUUUGUUUUGAAAUUAGAACAACUGAUAACAUGACUGUAAUUUUUCAAGCUGAAUCUGCAAAUGAUCUUAAAAGUUGGCUAAAAGUCUUUGCAAGUGAAAAAAAAAGAUGCAUCAUGAUCAAUCAAAAUAAAAAGGAUAAAGCCAAUACUGCCUUGGGUAGAUAUCCUCCUUCAUUAUUUGAAUUUGCUUCAACUACAACAACUUCAACAGAUUUAUUGCUAACAAGUUCAAGAAUUGCUGAUAUCAACAACCCAGGAAAUUUUUUUCAAUCGGUUUCACUAUCAAAAUUGGUUGAUAAUUAUAAUACUUCAAAACAAAUUAGAAACCCAAAUUUAAAUAAACCUUGUUUAAAUAUUCCAAUAACCACCAGAAUGUGUAAACAAGCCAUUAUAGCUCACUCAUUUUUAAUGCCAACUAUAAUUCCAACUGCUAUAACUGCAAAUAUAUGGGGUAGUGUCAAUUGGGGUUUAUAUCACUUAAUUGAUUUGACAAACAAUACAUUACAAAGCUCAAAUGCUUCCACGUCUCAACAAUCUUCCAAUUCAAAGGAAUCGUCAAUAUCUUAUUCCUCUUUGUCGACUACAAUUUUAAAAUUAAAUGAUACUUCAUCAAUUUAUUCUGGUAACAAUUACUUGAACAAUUCCAACGCGAAUGCUCUUUAUCCUCCAUUUUAUCCUCCUUACUUGAAGAAAUUUGAUAUUCAAUUAAAGACUCUUUUUCAAUCAGCAGUUCCUAAAAAUGACUACGUUCUUUUAGCAUUCAGGUGUAUUUGGUCACCAAAUUCCAGACAAGAGUUAUCAGGCAGAUGUUUUGUUACACUUGACUAUUUAUAUUUUUAUAUGAACUCGUUAUGUUUCAUUUCGUUACUGAAAAAGGAUUUGAACAGUUUUAUUGCAGUUGAAAGAAGUGUGGACAACACAAAAGACUGGGAUGUAAUUAGUCUUUAUGGAGAAACAGGAUUGAGUUUAAGAUCGCGAAUUUUCCUAGACGACAGUUUGUAUAUUAAAAAUGGAUUGGAAUUAUUAAUCAACAACAAAACCAGCGAAAGACCGUUGAAACUUAAAGAAAUGAUUAUUGAACUAGAAAAUAUCAGAGCCAAAUGCAAUGCAGUUCGAACUUUUAACACAAAAAGAAAGUUAAAUCUGAAUUUCAAUUCUUCAAUUUCCAAUGUCGGAUCUAUAAAACGAUAUAGCAGUAGCUCAAAUAAGAAUGCUACUUUUAUCCCUUCCAUUAUCAAUGUUCCUUUGAAUAAUGCCUUUAAACUAAAGUACUUGAACCUUUUAAAGACCGAUUUUAGAGAUGAGCUGUAUCAGUUAUUACUAGGUAGAUCGGUGCCACUUCCAGCAAAGGCAUUGAUGCAUGUUAUUUGUGGAGACAAUUCAACAAUGUUAAAGGACGUUUUAACAUUGAUUAGUUCAAAUUUUAAUUUUUCAAACAACAGAUCAUAUUGGCAGGAGUUUAUAAACAAUGAGACAUCGGGAAUUAAAAUUGGAACAUUAAAAGUUGUUCAAACGAUUGAGAAAUUCAUUGAGAAUGAGUAUUAUUGUAUUGGUGAUCACCGGUCAUAUUCAAUGUUGCCCUUUGGUGAUCCCAUGUCUAUUAAGGGUAAAAUCAUUAUAAAAAAAAUCGAUGAAGAUAAUUCAGAAUUAUUGGUUUAUUCGAAAAUGGACCUUUUGGACCGAGGAAUUGUUUCUAAAUCGCCAUUUUAUUAUGCUAUUCGAGAUUUCAUUUAUCCUCUUGCUAAGAAUGGGGAAGUUAAUAGAUAUUCAAGAUUUAUUGAUCGGUCUAUUAGUAAAAUAGGGACCCAUGGGAAAAUCAAUAAAGCUAUAAAGUUAUAUGGACAAAUCAGUAGAAUGUCCUUGGACGAUUCUAAAAAAUAUUUGGAUCAAGAGAAUAUCAACGAUUACUCAAUUCAGAAAACUGAUAUGUUACACCUUGAAUUUUUGUUGACGAUUAAGAUUGCAUUGAAUAUAAUUACGAUUAAUUUGUUGAAUAAUAUUAUUAAGUCUUCGAAGUUCAUACUAGGGAUCCUAUGCAGACUUUACGAGUUGCUAAGCAUGAAUAAGUUUUUGUUGUUUUUACUAGCAAUCUCUGGGCUUUUAAAUCUUUUCUCGUUUGUGGAGAUAGUGAACAACUACUGGGACGUUAGAAGAUCGGAGAACUUUGUCAAUAAAUACUCAAAGGCUACUAACAAUUUCAUGAAUGGGGACAAUUCUCUCAUGUCGCUAAAAUCCGGAGAGCUAAUGCAAAGAGCCAUUUAUCUUAAGGAUAUGGAGCAGCUUGUGGGUUCAAGCAUAAGAGGGACCUUGGUGGAUGAAAAUGGGAUGGAGGAGUCGCGUUGUUUCAAGAGAUUUGAAAGGGCAUCGUAUGUUUUGAACUACGAAAAGUACACAUUGGAUAGACAGUCCUUCCAGCAAGAGUACUACGAGGACUUGAAUGCUUUGCAGGUCUCGGAAAAGUACAAGAACAGUUUGAACGAGAUUGCGAUUCGACGAAACGAAUUAGUGACAAACUUGAGGGUGUUGACCAAGAUCGAGAAGGAGCUUGCCAUCAGUGAGUGGAAGAACUGGUUGCUCAGCGAAAACAGCAGAUGCAACACAGUCCAGAGGAUGGUGGAGAACCUCGUCGACUUGCCAGAGAUGGGAAAUGUUUCAGAGAUAUUCCCCGGGAAGGAAGAGCUUCUCAGGUACUGCUCCAGCUGCAAGCUUGAACAGAGCUACUCACAUCUCUUGUGA
Messenger RNA from Ascoidea rubescens DSM 1968, 3840 nucleotides. It is a transcript of the gene SIP3, whose product is annotated as Sip3p. Gene Ontology annotation, cellular component: endoplasmic reticulum; plasma membrane; cytoplasm. Lineage: Eukaryota; Fungi; Ascomycota; Saccharomycetes; Ascoideales; Ascoideaceae. The record is from RefSeq and is a predicted model, not a curated record. The transcript is spliced from 3 exons. The coding region runs from base 1 to 3840 and encodes 1279 amino acids. Gene Ontology annotation, molecular function: protein binding.